GUUUCCGUCGCAAUCACUCAACCGAAACCUCGUUACUACAAUCUACUGAAAUGUGGUUGAAAUCAAUGGACCAGGGUCAAAUAAAUGGGGUUAUUUUCUUAGACCUGAAAAAAGCAUUUGAUACGAUUGAUCACCAGAUUCUAUUGUCAAAACUACAAGCUUAUGGGAUACGCGAUCACACGCUCAAAUGGUUCCAAUCGUAUUUAGAUCAAAGAAAGCAAAUUUGCAUGCUACAUAACUGUAAAUCUGAUAUUGAAACAAUUCGUUGUGGAGUACCUCAGGGUUCAAAUCUUGGACCUCUAUUAUUUUUCAUUUACAUAAACGACCUCCCAAACUGCCUAGAAACAACACACUCUAAUUUAUUUGCUGAUGACACAAUUUUAUCAUGUCAAGGGCAUUUAUCCACAGAUAUUGAAUACAAACUUAACAAGGACCUAGUAAAUGCUCAAAAAUGGUUAUCAGCGAAUAAACUAACAUUAAACAACGAAAAAAUCAAAUAUAUGAUUAUUGGAUCUCGGCAACGAUUGAAAAACGUAGAUCACGUGCCAAAAAUCAGUAUAAACGGACAUCAAAUUGAACGAGUUUAUAAAAAGGAAGCUUUGGGUAUAGUUAUAGACGAUAGACUUAGCUGGAAUAGGCAAAAUGAAGAACAAUGCAACAAGAUAUCAAAAAAUAUUAAUCUUUUAAGAAAAGCCAAAGAUUUUGUUGGCCUAG
Molecule: messenger RNA, 714 nt
Organism: Paramuricea clavata
Lineage: Eukaryota; Metazoa; Cnidaria; Anthozoa; Malacalcyonacea; Plexauridae
Source: the annotation of a GenBank genome assembly